Messenger RNA from Telopea speciosissima, 1296 nucleotides. RefSeq lists its product as uncharacterized. Gene Ontology annotation, cellular component: membrane. The record is from RefSeq and is a predicted model, not a curated record. The transcript is spliced from 4 exons. The coding region runs from base 255 to 1244 and encodes 329 amino acids. Gene Ontology annotation, molecular function: oxidoreductase activity, acting on the CH-CH group of donors. Gene Ontology annotation, biological process: lipid metabolic process. NCBI's taxonomy places the organism in Eukaryota, Viridiplantae, Streptophyta, Magnoliopsida, Proteales, Proteaceae.
CACCACUAACGGAAUCGAGAAACAAAGAGAUGGAAAUCCGAAAGCGGGGGGCAGAGUAGCAGUGAGGGAGGGCGAUCGAGGGUCAGUGGAUGUUAUAAAAUGGCCGCUUCCUCCCUGCUAAGGGUCACUGCGUCCCUGAUGAUCGCCUGAUUUUAGAAUAGAAAAUCGAACAGACAAGAUCUCCCGAAUUCUCCUUUCUCCUCCCCCACGAUCUGUUCAGCGUCUAACAAUCAAGCCAAAAUCCGAUAAAAGGGAUGGGGAACUUGACUAACGCUGCGAUCGCAUUCCUGGUCCCUCUUCCCUCCAUAGUUUUCUACCUUUUUUUUCUCCGCCAAUUCUCUGCCAUUGGCCUUGCUCGUAGCACUGCUUCGGUAUCUGUCCAAUCUCCUCCUCUCUGGGUCUGGACCUGGUGUGCUGACCACCCAUUCCUACUGGCAAACUUGCUAUUCUUCCUCAACGUCAAUGUUCUUUUCUGGCUUAUUGGCCUCAUGCAGUCAAGCAAUUGGAUGAUAGAUCUAUAUUGGACUGUGAUACCAGUCAUGCAAGUCCACUACUACGCAACUCAUCCUCUUGCCCGGUACAACCAGUGGCGAUCAACGGUGAUUACUGUGCUGACCUGGGUAUGGAGCAUCAGGCUCACGCAUAACUAUUUGAGGAGGGAGAGAUGGCAGUGGGGUGCAAGAGAGGACUGGAGAUUCACCGAUCUGCGACGACAGUACGGGAAGCACUGGUGGUGGGUUUCCUUCUUCGCCGUCUAUUUAUCUCAACAGGUGUUUCUUAUUGGAGUAUGCCUGCCGAUGUACGCCGUCCACUCUGAAGAAAAACCAUGGAUCGUGUGGGACUCCAUCGCCACCAUCGUCUGUACGUGUGGCAUCGUCUUGAGUUACUUCGCCGACACUCAGCUCUACGAAUUUGUGGAGAGAAACAAAGCCCUGAAAGUGAAAGAGAGAGGGAAUCUCGACCAGGGCUUGUGGCGCUACUCCCGACAUCCCAACUACUUUGGGGAGCAGCUGUGGUGGUGGGGUUUUGUCCUUUUUGGAUGGAAUGUGGGGCAUGGUUGGACAUUCAUCGGCCCUCUCAUCAAUAGCCUUUGCCUAGCCUAUGUCACGGUGCUUGUGGAGCGCCGCAUGCUUAAACAACCACACAGAGCCGAGGCAUACCGACUGUACCAGAAGACCACCUCUGUUUGGAUACCUUGGUUCAAGUCAUCUCCUGAACGAACCCGCAAAGAAAAGGACACUUGAGCACAUUUUUACCUGCUGUUUGGUUGCCCCCUCCUCUCCUUUCCUUUUCUCC